CAUAACAAUUUGCAAAUAAAAAAUCAUUAGCAGGCCAUGCACAUAUAUACUGAAUAAGAAAUGAGCUAGUAAUCAUCUAUAAGCCUUAAAAAACAAAUAAGUUAGGUUGCUUCUGAUGACUUGCCUUUUACAAAUUUCUUCCCUUCCUUUCUUUUUGUGAAUUCUCCUUGAUCAUCAUGAAGAGUUUUCUCUAAAUUCUCCAAAACAGGUGUGAUCAAUCUGUGAGUGACAUACUUCUGAUUCUGGUCUCCUGAAAAAAUCAUGGCAGAUGUGGCUCUUUCGGCCCUUGUGAAGGAUGUGUUGCAAAGACUGACUUCUGCAGCCGCCCAAGAGUUUGGGCUACUUCGGAGACUCGAGGAUGAUGUUUUGACUCUGAGGGAUGCUUUCAAUCAGAUACAAGCUGUUCUCCACGAUGCAGAGAUGAAACAGAGGAAGCAAAAAGCCUUAGAAACAUGGCUUAAGAGUCUUAGAUCUGCGUCUAUAAAGAUGGAAAACGUGUUGGACGAGGUCUCAACUAAUGUUAUGCUACAAAGGCUACACAAACGAGGCAUUAAAUACAAGGUAAGAGCCUUCUUCUCCUCAGAUCAUAAUCAACUUAUGUUCCGUAGUAGGACUGCUCAUGAAGUUAAAACCAUUCGGAGAAAAUUGGAUGCCAUUGCAGCCAAUAGACUUGAGUUUAACUUGACUCCUAGUGCCGUAAGCGUGGAUGCAGGAGUUGGGGGUGAGAUGCCAAAUAGGGAAACUAGCUCACUCGUACAUUCAUCCAUCAUUUUUGGAAGAAAUGCAGAUAUUGAGUUGGUAACUCGAAAGGUAUGCAACAAAGAUAUAUGCAGAGAUGUUGAUGACAUCCGAGUCUAUGCUAUAUGGGGUAUGGGAGGUGUGGGAAAGACUACUUUAGCUCAAUUAGUCUACAACAAUGAAAGGGUGAAUAAGCAUUUCGAGUUAAAAUAUUGGAUAUAUGUCUCCCAUAGAUUCGAAGCCAAGGAGUUGAUAAGAAAAAUCAUAGAAUCCAUAGAUAAAUGUGAGUGUAGACUUUCACUCUUGGAUGCGAUGCAAGUGUGUCUUCAAGACAAGUUACGGAGAAAGAGAUUUUUGAUUGUAUUGGAUGACGUUUGGAUCGAAGAAAAUGAUAGGCCGGAGUGGGACAAAUUAAGUAAGACACUAAGCUGUGGAGCCGAAGGCAGUAUUGUUAUGGUGACAACACGGUACAAGAUAACUAGCCGAAUGAUGGCUAAGGUUCCCGAGUGGCAGCAUGAAGUGGGAUGUUUAUCAGAAAAUGACUCUUGGUUGUUAUUCAAGAAGCUUGCAUUUGCAAAUGGAAGAGAGGGACAAAACAUAGAGGAGCUAGAAGCUAUUGGAAAGAAGAUAGUUGAUAAAUGCAAAGGAUUGCCUUUAGCACUAAAGACUUUGGGUGGCUUAAUGUGGUCAAAAAGUAGUACCGGUGAUUGGCAACGGGUGAAGGACAACGACAUUUGGGACCUACAAGAAAAUGACCUAUUGCCUGCUUUGAAGUUGAGCUAUGAUAAUUUGGUUCCACAUAUAAAACGAUGUUUUGCUUAUUGUUGUCUGUUUCCUAAAGGCUAUGAAAUGGAUAAAAACUUAUUGAUCGAGCUGUGGAUGGCAAAUGGCUUCAUUCCACCUGGUGGAGAAGCUGAUUUGCAAGUGCUUGGGGAAGAAAUUUUCAAUUGUUUGGUCUGGAGGUCCUUCUUUGCAGAUGUGAAGGAGAAUUACAUGCAUCAGACCUGUAAAAUGCACGAUCUAAUGCAUGACCUAGCACGAUACGUGAUGAAACAUGACUGCUCUGUUGUAGAGCCAGGGAAGGAGUUUAUAACCCCAGAUGAGGUGCUUCAUUUCAGUUCUUCAUGUCCACAUUUUUUCUUUUCGGACCAAGAUUUGGAAAAGCUAAGAUCUUUGCGUUCAAUAUUCAUAUUUGCAAAGGAAUAUAGAGGCAGCAUUGACCAAAUUUUCAACCAUGUAUAUCUAAGGGUGUUGUUCUUGGAUCGAGUUGAAAGUAUGACGUUGCCAAAAUCAGUUUGCAAACUUAAACAUUUGAGAUACUUGAAGAUAUCAAGCUCAGAAAUAGAAGUUCUACCUGAGUCAAUUAUUUAUCUCCAAAACUUACAAGUGUUGGUUCUGCGACUCUGUCGACAUUUAUGUAAGUUGCCUAACAGUAUGAGAUACAUGAGGAAUCUUCAACGACUGGACAUCAGUUGCUGCCCUGCACUCCGGUACAUGCCUGUUGGUAUGAAAGAACUAACUGGUCUCAGAAGACUUUCGAGCUUUGUUGUUGGUAAGAAGAAUGGAGCCCGUAUAGGGGAACUAGGAGAUCUAAAUCUUCUGGGAUGGGAUUUGGAAUUAUUGGGACUUGAGAACGUUGGAGGCUUAGAGGAGGCCAAGAGUGCGAAUCUAAUAUACAAAACAAAUGUGUUGGUUUUAGGACUAUGUUGGUCGGACAUCGAUACGAGAGAAAAUAGACUAGAAACCUUCGCACAAGAUGAAGAGGUUCUUGAGGGAUUGGAACCAUAUUCGAGUCUCAACGAGUUGAAAAUACACAAGUAUAUGGGAAAUACAUUUUCUUCAAGUUGGAUGGUCAAUUUAAGGAAUUUGGUUGCAAUCAAAUUUUCUCGGUGUAACAACUGUGUACAUAUUCCAUCACUUGGGAACUUACCCAACCUUAGGACCAUCAAUUUGUUGGGCAUGGCCACUUUGAAGUCUUUCCAUGGUGAUGACAAUACCACAUCAGGGGACAACAUUCGCAGCCUCCCAAACCUCAGAACAUUAGAGAUAUCAUUCAAUUAUCAAUUAGUUUCUUUGCCCAACAAUCUUCCCAAACUACAAGUAUUACAUUUAGAAGAGUGUGGGGAAUUAGUUUCUUUGCCCCAUGAGAAGCAAAGUCUCGAGAAUCUCGAGGAACUUCGGAUUUAUGAAUGUGGAGAUCUAAGCAGAAGAUGUGAAAAGGAGAUCGGUGAAGAUUGGCCUAAAAUUUCUCACAUUCCUUAUCUUGAUAUAUGCUGAUGGUCCAUUCCAUGGCUUGAAGAUGAUGAGAAUGAAGACUGAAAUAACUUCAUUUUUGGUGCAAUACUUGAGCUGGUCAUUUUA
This is a messenger RNA of Cynara cardunculus var. scolymus (artichoke), 3099 nucleotides long. RefSeq names its product disease resistance protein RGA2-like. Gene Ontology annotation, biological process: defense response to other organism. The record is from RefSeq and is a predicted model, not a curated record. Gene Ontology annotation, molecular function: ADP binding. Lineage: Eukaryota; Viridiplantae; Streptophyta; Magnoliopsida; Asterales; Asteraceae. Bases 262 to 3015 code for a protein of 917 amino acids. The transcript is spliced from 4 exons.